GAGUGUAAUUGUUAGUGAACGCUUUCUCAGAUUGAAUUGGAGGCUUCCUGGGUUUUAUAUUUUCACUUUGUUGAAGCCAAAGGAGGAAUUUGAAGACCAAACAGGCUAAAGGGGUACAUAACACAGGCUCUGGAAGUAUUUAAAGGCGUAUGGAGCACAUUAAAACCCCGCCAGAGGGACUGGGAAGCAGUCUGUUCCCGGGAAUGUGAUUGGUCCAGACUCUCCGAGUAUUUCCGCUGCCUGGGACUCGCUAACCGACCAGCUCCAGACCCCCCCUCUCCUCUGUGUGAUGUACAGCGGUAAAAUAAAAAGGCUAACUCACCGCUUUUAGGACUCUUCCUAAACUGGAAACCGCAUGUAGAAAGUUUCGUCUCCUGAACCCAGAGAGUGGGACUAAAAAAGGUCCACCAUGUCUGAGCUUUUCAUGGAGUGUGUAGAGGAGGAGCUGGAACCGUGGCAGAAACAAGCUCCUCAGGUUCAUCUCAUCGAUGAUGACGACGACGAUGACGAUGAACCCAUCUUCGUUGGUGUUCUCUCCGGUAACCAGAAGGACAGUAAGCCCAUCCCGGCUCCUCCUCAGAGGAGCAGUGCAGGAGCUCAACAGAAGAAAGUUACUCCACUUCAGGCCCCUGCAGGCCCCUCACCUAUAGUGCUGCCACUGAACGUACCUGUGACUACAGUCAAAACCGUAUCCCCAUCCCUGACAACAGUGGCUCCUCAACCUGUUAUAGUUAAUAAUCAGGGGUUUAUUGUCACUUCUCCACAAUUAGCAAACAGCAAUGACCUUAUUGCCACUCUGGGAACCCAGUAUCCCCCUGGAACAUCAUUUACAAUUGUUCCAGGUAAAUCCUGGUUAGCUGUGCUUGUUAGCCGAUUUGAAAUCAACAGGUUACAGCUAAUAUCGUUUUGCUUCCGUUUCUCAGCCCCUCGGCAGCAGGUUUUUCAGCAGGUCUCUUCAGCCACGGGUUUGACUGGUGUGGUCCACCGGCCUCAGGUUCAGCAGAUCAGAAACAACGUGGUGACUUUGGCGAAUGUCCAGAGUCCUGCCGUAUAUUCAGCUCAGUCUAAUCAGCUGCAGCCCCAAAGAUCCAACACGUCGUCCCUUCAAAACGUUAUUGGGAAGGACUUGAGUGAUCAGAGCUCAGUCAAGCGGGGAUUGAUGGCAUCAGAGGUUGACAAAGUAGUGAAAAGAGUCAAAAUUGAUUCUGUAACUAUCCAAGUGGAAAAUGGCGUUUUAAAGAGAACCUGUUCCAAAUGUCAUGAAGACUUUCCUUCAGAGGAGGCUGUGAACUUUCAUAUGGUGCGUUGUUGUGCGACUGCAGGAAGUGCAGCUCCUUCAGCUCCGAGCAUCACCAACGCUAACAAACUCAUCAUGCUAGUCGCAGAUUUCUACUAUGGAAACUUCGAAGGAGAUGCAGAAAAACAGGAGGCACAGAAAACCAACACAACCUUCAAGUGCCAAAGCUGUUUGAAAGUUCUCAAGAACAACAUUAGGUUCAUGAACCACAUGAAGCACCACCUGGAGCUGGAGAAGCAGAACAGUGAGAGCUGGGAAAGCCACACGACCUGCCACCACUGCUACAGGCAGUACAUGACUCCCUUCCAGCUGCAGUGCCACAUCGAGAGCGCUCACAGCCCAAUUGAAUCUUCAACCAACUGCAAGAUAUGCGAGCUGGCGUUUGAAUCGGAGCAGGUGCUCCUGGAGCACAUGAAGGCCAACCACAAACCCGGUGAAAUGCCUUAUGUCUGCCAGGUUUGCGAUUACAGGUCUUCCUUCUUCUCAGACUUGGAGGCACAUUUCCGAAGUGUCCAUGAGAAUACCAAAGACCUGCUCUGUCCGUUCUGCCUCAAAGUGCUGAGAACGAGUCACAUAUACAUGCAGCACUACAUGAAGCAUCAGAAAAAAGGGAUCCAUCGAUGUGGAAAAUGCAGACUACAUUUCCUCACCUACAAGGAAAAAGCAGAGCACCGGACUCACGUCCACAAGACUUUCAGGAAGCCUAAAGCGUUGGAGGGUCUUCCUCCGGGUACAAAGGUCACGAUCCGGGCCUCGCUGACGGGAAAGGGACCGAUAAUGCCACACGGCUCCAAUCGAUCAGCGGUUACUGUGACUCCAGAGCCGACGGGUUUCCCGAACUUCAAAGUCAAGGCUCCAGUAAACCUGUCCAGGUCCAAAAUGAAAGACCCUCGGAUGGGAAAGGCCAAGUCUACUUACAGCAGAAAGCAAGAACGUCGACCUUCCAAGCACAACCUGGCACUCAAGAAUCUCAGUGCCGGUGACGGGUGCUACACAUGCAUCGAGUGUAACAGCGAGGUCGACGACUUCUUUUCACAUUUUCCAAUGCUCUCAAACUGCGGCGCAUGCACGUACCGAACAGGAUGUAAAGUGUCUUUCGGGAAUCAUAUGAUAAAGUUUCAUAGCACCAUCAGCAAACAGAGGAUUUUAAAAAUGGAUCGCAGAAAGACUUCACCUGGAAUAAAGUUAACCCUCAUCUGUCUCAACUGCAAUCUGCUUGUUGACGCGUCCGGUGGAGACCUGAUGUCCAAGCAUUUAACUGACCAGCCGCAUCACACAUGCAGAGUCAUUCAAGAAAAAGACAUCAGACCUGAAGACAAAGACCAGGACAAAGUGCAUAUCCAGCAGCAGGCAGAUGCCAAAGAGACGGUGACCCUCUUGCCAACGACAACAGCUACAGAGCCAGAAGAAACGGACUCCAAACCGUCUCAUCACGACACAUCUGCGAGUCAGACACUCGAUGAUGCCGACUGGCCUGAGUCAGAGCAGAAACCGCCAGCAGACGAGAAGGAACCCGACUCGCCAAAUCCCAGAUCGGAGGAAGGCGUCGAAUUAAAACGGCCGUCUUCGAAGGCCGCUUCGCCGUCUUCAUCAGACGUGCGUCAGAUUCCCUGUGAGGGUCACACAGAGAGCCUGCACGUCCAGGAGCAGCUGUCCGUCUCAGACGGUUUGCUGGAUCCAGUGACUGGAGAAAAAACACCUUAAAUUAUCUGUCGCUAACAACAGCUGGAGAAAACGGAUGAUUCUCUAUGAUGUUUUCAAAGUACGAUGAAAAUAUUCCUUUUUUUUUUUUUUUUGUCCUGCUUUGGCUGUUCUGAACUUUGGUUUACCAACAAGAACAAUCAUUUAAAAUAUAGUUCAAAGGUUUUUCACCACGUCUUUUUAAUAAUAAAAAAAGGAUUAAAUGCAUCCCUGCGAUUCCAGGGUACCGUCUGUUUGCCAUUAGACUUGAAUGUUUUAGGCUAAUUCUGUGUUUCUUAUAUGCUGAUGUAAUCUUUGCAGCACAUAGGUCAACAUCUUUUAUGAAACUAGUUACUUGUGCUCUUUUUUUUUUUAAAUUGGAAAUUUUAUUUUUUUAAUUGCUUUUAUUUUAAUUAAAUAGAUCUUUAAGAUGGUUUUAUUUUGAGAAAAAGCUUUUCCGUUAAGCUUGUGGAUGUAGUCAUCCUCUAUCCAUGCAUUAAACAAAUAACAGUUGUUUUGGGGGAUUGCUUUAGCAAUGUGUGAACCUUUGCAGAAGAAUCAAUUUUUAAUGUAGAUUUUUUUUUUUAUCUGAAUUAGGUUUUACUCUAACAUCAGUUUUAAACCUAGUUUUAAUUUGUAGUUUGGUCAUUGUGUGAUAAAUUUUUUUUAGUUUUGUGAUCUUCCAUCAGCUGGAGCAAACUGUUUUUUUUUUUUUUAUAUAUAUUUAUUUAUUUUUUUUACUGAAAUGUUCAGUUGUUUACCUAAAACUCCAGAGCGUGCGUAGGUUAAAGUAUCGCCUUUCAUUCAGUAUUGGCUGAUGGCUUGCAGAGUCCCAGACUGACUUUGUAUUCUUCACUCUGCUGAUUUUCAACCAUGAUUUAAAUCGUGAGCAGAAAAUCGUUGGGGAUGUCAUAGGAAAUGUUUCUGGUGCAGCUUUGUGAGCGAUGUGGCUCAGACGAGCACAGUGGGAAAAUAUUUAUGUAAGUUUUCUGUCUUAACCAGGCUGAAAGUUCCUCGUAAAAGAGAUGUUGACAUGUUCCCUUCAGAAAAAGGUGUAAAUGACAAAAGUCAUUUUCUUGUUUUUAAUUCUUUUUACAUGUAAAAAAAAAAAAAAAAACUAUCCUGUAAAUACAUUUACUUCUAUGUAUAAAUGUUUUGAUGAUAUUCCUGUUAUAUUCUCUACAUACGUCACAUUAUGCCGGAAUCUGCAUUGUGGAUUAUAGCAGCAGUUUUCUGUUUUUUUUUU
Messenger RNA from Poeciliopsis prolifica (blackstripe livebearer), 4223 nucleotides. RefSeq names its product zinc finger protein 280D (gene znf280d). The record is from RefSeq and is a predicted model, not a curated record. Gene Ontology annotation, molecular function: DNA-binding transcription factor activity, RNA polymerase II-specific; RNA polymerase II cis-regulatory region sequence-specific DNA binding. Gene Ontology annotation, biological process: regulation of DNA-templated transcription. The transcript has 17 exons. The coding region runs from base 410 to 3001 and encodes 863 amino acids. Lineage: Eukaryota; Metazoa; Chordata; Actinopteri; Cyprinodontiformes; Poeciliidae.